AUGGAUAAAUUUGUAACGAAAAAGCCUAGAGAAACCCAGACCAAACUGAGAAAGGCGCCAACGAAACAGUAUAAGCAGAGUACGAUCGAAUCACUGAAGGGUGUUGUUGUGAUUGAAGAUAUCCAUAGACUACAAGCCAAACUACGACUGAGCAGUACAACACAUGAUGAAAUGGUGCAAUGCUUAAGGGAACUGGGAAAGAAAAUACCACCCCGUAAUGUAAUGAAGGACACUAAAAUAGGUAAAGAUGUUAAUAAACUAAGGCAACAUGAAGACAGCAAUGUUAGGAGAGAGGCCAAAAAAGUUUAUAUCAAAUGGAAAAGUCAUUUUGAGGAUUUCCAAGACCGCCAACAGAUAGAGGUGAAAUGUGAUGCUAAAACAGAAAGAUUGAGGUCCUCAGGACAAAGACUGUUGUUGGAGUCUCUUGGGGUAAAGGAGGACAGCAAUUUGCCAGAAGUAAUAGAACGAGACACCUUUCAUUUCUUUAAACGUUUGGUGAACAACAACUACAGAAGGACAAUACGGAACAUUGUGUUUACACUGAAACACCAGGAGGAUGUGAGAACUCAGGUGUUGUCUGGUGAAAUGUCUGUGGAAAAACUAAUACAAACGUGUAAAAGAUGAUUGACAUGUGGGAGUAUAAGUGUAAAUGUUAAUGGUGUGUAUACAUAGGUGGAUGUAAUAUUGUAGGACAGAUGGAAUACUAUAGGAUUUGAUCACAAGGACCAUUACUAAGACACGAUUAGAUAGGAUUUUGAUGAAAUGUGUUGAAAUGUGUGAUGACAGAAAUAUUUAUAAGUGUAAAUGUAUGAAUAUCAGAUGAAAUAUGUGAUGAAAAAAGUAGUAAGUACAAGUAUAAUAGUUAUAUGUCAGAAGAAAUGUUUGGUGACAGAAAUAAUUAUUACAAGUGUAAAAUGAUAGAUGUUUGAGGAAAUGUGUGAUGACAUAUGAUGUAAAUAUUUAUGAUAAGUGUAAAUGUAUGGAUAUCAGAUGAA
Messenger RNA from Ylistrum balloti, 995 nucleotides. Its product is annotated as transcription elongation factor A N-terminal and central domain-containing protein 2-like. Gene Ontology annotation, biological process: DNA-templated transcription. Bases 1 to 624 code for a protein of 207 amino acids. Gene Ontology annotation, cellular component: nucleus. NCBI's taxonomy places the organism in Eukaryota, Metazoa, Mollusca, Bivalvia, Pectinida, Pectinidae. The record is from RefSeq and is a predicted model, not a curated record. The transcript has 5 exons.